AUGACUUCGUUCGACGCCUAUACGGACCGCGCAGCCAAGGCGCUGGCCGACAGCUUCGAGCUGGCCAAGGGCUAUGCACACUCACAACUCACACCCAUCCACCUCUCAGUGUCGCUGAUAGAUCCGCCGAAGGACCUCGCAAACCAAAUCGACGUUCCCCCACCGCCGCUAUUCAAGCAGGUCCUCGAACGCGCAAAUGGCGACGCACAACUAUUCGAGCGCUCUCUCAAGAAGGCAUUGGUACGGUUACCAAGCCAAGAUCCUCCGCCAGAGCGCACGUCGCCCUCACCUGCUAUGGCCAAGGUCCUCCGUGCGGCUGAAGACUUGAGCAAGACACAGAAGGACAGCUUCAUCGCCGUCGACCACCUCAUCAUGGCACUCUGCCAGGACGCGUCGAUACAACGAUGUCUCGCCGAAUCCAACGUCCCAAACACUAAGCAGAUCGACAACGCCAUCCAGGCACUCCGAGGAACCAAGCGGGUAGACUCAAAGACGGCAGAUGCAGAGGAGGCCAACGAGAAUCUCAAGAAGUUCACAAUAGACAUGACGGCAAUGGCACGAGAAGGCAAGAUUGACCCGGUCAUUGGCAGAGAAGAGGAGACUCGACGAGUUGUCCGAAUUCUGUGCAGACGAACCAAGAACAACCCUGUUCUCAUUGGAGAGCCCGGUGUCGGUAAGACUACAGUUGUCGAGGGUCUUGCCCGCCGCAUCGUCGACGCAGACGUGCCAGCCAACCUGGCCGCCUGUAAGCUGCUCUCUUUGGAUGUUGGUGCCCUGGUCGCCGGCAGCAAAUACCGUGGAGAGUUCGAAGAGCGCAUGAAGGGUGUCCUGAAAGAGAUUGAGGAGUCCAAGGAGAUGAUAGUAUUGUUCGUGGACGAAAUCCAUCUGCUCAUGGGUGCUGGUUCUUCCGGAGAAGGUGGCAUGGAUGCUGCCAACUUGCUCAAGCCCAUGUUGGCUCGUGGACAGCUCCACUGUAUCGGUGCGACAACGCUCGGCGAAUACAGGAAAUACAUAGAGAAGGACCAGGCUUUCGAGCGACGAUUUCAGCAGGUCCUUGUCAAGGAGCCGUCGAUUCCUGAGACCAUCUCCAUCCUUCGUGGUCUCAAGGAGCGAUACGAAACCCAUCACGGAGUCAAUAUCAUGGACGGAGCUAUUGUCUCCGCCGCUACAUUGGCUGCUCGGUACCUCACACAGCGUCGUCUUCCCGAUUCAGCUGUCGAUCUCAUCGACGAGGCUGCUGCAGCCGUUCGAGUCAGCCGAGAGUCACAGCCAGAGGCCUUGGACAACCUCGAGCGCCGUCACCGACAGCUGCAAAUCGAAAUCCACGCUCUAUCUCGUGAGAAGGAUGAAGCUUCGCAGCAGCGUCUGAAGGAAGCACGAGCAGAAGCUGCUAACAUUGAGGAGGAGCUCAGACCACUUCGCGAAAUGUACGAGAAGGAGAAGGGCCGCAGCAAGGAGAUCCAAGAGCAGAAGCAGAAACUCGACGGUCUUAAGACCAAGCUCGCCGAGGCAGAGCGUAUGCGCGACAUCCAGACAGCCUCUGAUCUCAAAUACUACGCCAUCCCUGACGUCGAGCAACGCAUUCAUGACCUCGAGAAGGACAAGGCCAAGGCAGAUGCUGAGAUGUAUGCUCACAGUGCUGGUGACAAUCAAGGAUUCCUCAGCGACAAUGUCGGUCCAGAUCAGAUCAACGAGAUUGUAGCACGCUGGACCGGUAUCCCAGUCACGCGACUCAAGACCACCGAGAAGGACAAGCUGCUCAACAUGGAGCGCCACCUCGGUGCCAUUGUCGUUGGCCAGAAGGAAGCUGUACAGUCUGUCUCCAACGCUAUCCGCCUUCAGCGUUCUGGUCUCGCCAACCCUAACCAGCCACCUUCCUUCCUCUUCUGCGGUCCAUCAGGUACCGGUAAGACGCUUCUCACCAAGGCGCUCGCCGAGUUCCUCUUCGACGACCCCAAGGCCAUGAUCCGCUUCGACAUGUCCGAAUAUCAAGAGCGCCACUCCCUCAGCAGGAUGAUCGGAGCACCACCCGGCUACGUCGGCCACGACGCGGGCGGCCAGCUCACCGAAGCCCUCCGUCGCAAACCCUUCUCCAUCCUGCUCUUCGACGAAGUCGAAAAGGCCGCCAAGGAAGUCCUCACCGUCCUUCUCCAGCUCAUGGACGAUGGCCGCAUCACCGACGGCCAAGGCAGAAUCGUCGACGCAAAGAAUUGCAUCGUCGUCAUGACAUCCAACCUCGGCGCCGAGCACUUAUCCCGCCCCAACGCGCCCGAUGGCAAGAUCGAUCCCACCACCAGGGAACUUGUCAUGGGCGCCCUGCGCAACUAUUUCCUGCCUGAGUUCCUCAAUCGUAUCUCCUCCACUGUCAUCUUCAACCGCCUCACCAAGCGCGAGAUCCGCAGCAUCGUCGACGUUCGCCUUGCGGAGAUCCAGAAACGGCUGCAGGCUAACGGGCGCAAUGUGCGUAUUGAAAUGACCAAUGAGGUGCGUGAUUAUCUGGGCUCCGCUGGAUACAGUCCUGCGUAUGGAGCUAGGCCGCUUGCGCGCUUGAUCGAGAAGGAGGUGUUGAACCGCAUGGCGGUGCUCAUCCUCCGCGGCGCGAUCAAGGAUGGAGAAGUUGCGCGCGUGGUGCUGGAUGAUGGACAUAUUCUCGUCUUGCCGAAUCAUUCGGACUCGGAGGAGGAUUCAGAUAUGUAUGAUGAAAGCGAUGCGGCGGCGGAAUUGGAUGCCGAUGAUAUGGAUGAGGAUCUGUAUGAUUAG
Molecule: messenger RNA, 2760 nt
Organism: Parastagonospora nodorum SN15
Lineage: Eukaryota; Fungi; Ascomycota; Dothideomycetes; Pleosporales; Phaeosphaeriaceae
Exons: 1
Coding region: 1-2760 (919 amino acids)
Biological process (GO): cellular response to heat
Cellular component (GO): cytoplasm; cytosol
Molecular function (GO): ATP hydrolysis activity; ATP binding
Source: RefSeq, a predicted model, not a curated record